This is a messenger RNA of Silurus meridionalis, 1839 nucleotides long. It is a transcript of the gene fhl1b, whose product is annotated as four and a half LIM domains 1b. The transcript is spliced from 6 exons. Gene Ontology annotation, biological process: muscle organ development. Bases 163 to 1005 code for a protein of 280 amino acids. Gene Ontology annotation, molecular function: transmembrane transporter binding. NCBI's taxonomy places the organism in Eukaryota, Metazoa, Chordata, Actinopteri, Siluriformes, Siluridae. The record is from RefSeq and is a predicted model, not a curated record.
UCACUCCCUCUACACCUCCCUCUGUCACUCCCUCUACACCUCCCUCCGUCACUCCCUCUGUCUGUCACUCCGUCAGUCUCUGGUGAGUAAAGUGAGGGUGAACGAUAACAGUCUUGAGACGAGGUGGAGGAUUCGAGCCUCCUGCUGAGAAACUGUGUCACCAUGGCAGACCAUUUCAGCUGUUUUUAUUGCCGCGAUGAUUUAAAUGGAAAGAAAUAUGUGCAGAAGGACGAGAAGCCGGUGUGUGUGCGCUGCUUUGACAAAUUCUGCGCCAACAAUUGUGCCGAGUGUCGCCGUCCAAUCAGCACGGACUCCAAGGAGCUGCACUAUAAGGGUCGUUACUGGCAUGAGGACUGUUUCCGCUGCUCAAAGUGCUAUAAAAAUUUGGCUAAAGAGUCAUUCAGCGUGAAGGAUGACCGGAUCCUGUGUGGAAAAUGUGGUUCACGUGAGGAUGCACCCCGCUGCAACACCUGCUACAAACCCAUCUUAGCAGGUACAGAGAGCGUGGAGUACAAAGGCAACGUGUUUCAUUAUGAAUGUUUCACGUGUUAUAAGUGUAAGAAGCCGAUCGGCUCGGAGAGCUUCAUCACUAAAAAUGAGAAUGUUUACUGCAGCAGCUGCCAUGACAGCAAAUUCGCUAAACAAUGUACUGCCUGCAAGAAGCCCAUCACAGCAGGUGGAGUAAAUUAUCAGGACCAACCGUGGCACUCGGAGUGUUUGGUGUGUGUGGUGUGUGUGAAGCCUCUGGCUGGAACUCGCUUCACUUCUCAUGAGCAGAAACUCUACUGCGUCGACUGCUACAAAACACAAGUGGCCAAGAAGUGCAGCGGCUGCCAGAACCCCAUCACUGGUUUUGGAAAAGCCGCUAAUGUGGUGAACUAUGAGGGAGGAACAUGGCACGAUUACUGCUUCACCUGUAAGAAGUGCUCCUUGAACCUGGCUGAGAAACGCUUCAUCUCCAAGGAUGGGAACAUCUUCUGCACCGACUGUGCCAAGAAAGUGUAAAGACCCAAACAAUGGGCCGAAAUUCCUUAACCACAUACAAGAUGCUUCAUCUGUGUUCAUUUAUCUCACAGUCUCACUGCAGAAUCAUCAGCUACCGCUCACAACUCCUCAUCAAAUCAUGUCCUUCUGCUGACUUUCUGUGUGUGUGUGUGUGUGUGUGUGUGUGUGUGUGUGUGUGUGUGUGUGUGUGUGUGUGUGUGUGUAUAAUAGUAUAUCUGUAUCUCACUUAGACUAUUAGAUCUGUGUGUGUGUGUGUGUGUGUGUGUGUGUGUGUGUGUAUAUAAUAGUAUAUCUGUAUCUCACUUAGACUAUUAGAUCUGUGUGUGUGUGUGUGUGUGUGUGUAUAUAAUAGUAUAUCUGUAUCUCACUUAGACUAUUAGAUCUGUGUGUGUGUGUGUGUGUGUGUGUGUGUGUGUGUGUGUGUGUAUAAUAGUGUAUCUGUAUCUCACUUAGACUAUUAGAUCUGUGUGUGUGUGUGUGUGUGUGUGUGUGUGUGUGUGUAAAACAGUGUAUCUGUAUCUCACUCAGACUAUUAGAUCAGAGUGUGUGUGUGUGUGUGUGUGUGUGUGUGUGUGUGUGUAAUAGUGUAUCUGUAUCUCACUUAGACUAUUAGAUCUGUGUGUGUGUGUGUGUGUGUGUGUGUGUGUGUGUGUAUGUGUGUGUGUAAAACAGUGUAUCUGUAUCUCACUCAGACUAUUAGAUCAGAGUGUGUGUGUGUGUGUGUGUGUGUGUGUGUGUGUGUGUGUGUGUGUGUGUUCUUUCAGCCAGAUUUCUCAAGCAAAUAUUAAGUGAGACUCAAACUGAAGUGUAACCGAAUAAAAGGUUCGAUUAAAA